AUGAAUAAUGUGAUACGGAAGAGUCGUCUAUUUUUAGUUUCGAUUAACAUCAUCCUCGCGCUAUUCAUUUUUCAAACGGGAUUUCUGCUGAAACGGCAGGAAAUUCGAGAGAAAAGUCGAUGUCAGGAUGCGAAAGGUGGCGAUGGGGCAAUAUGUUGGGCAAAACCGCAAUACAAACGGAUAAUUGUUAUGCUAAUUGACGCAUUGAGAUAUGAUUUUCUAAUUCCGCCAUCACAUUCAUCGCACCAUAAUUACUACACCGGACAGAUGAAGAACGUCUAUGAACAACUUAAAGCCGGAAAGAAUUGCGGAAUAGGAACAUUAAUAGCUGAUCCGCCGACUACCACCCUUCAACGAAUCAAAGCACUGACGACCGGAACAUUGCCAACGUUCAUUGAUGCCGGAGAGAAUUUCUCGCCGGAUGCUAUCGUCAAUGAAGACAAUUUUCUGUAUCAGGCGAAUUCGCUUGGAAUGAAUGUCUCAAUUAUGGGAGAUGAUACUUGGCUUUCUCUUUAUCCGGAACAAUUUUCGAAAGCCUUUGUUCACUAUUCGUUUGAUAUCAAUGAUUUGAAUACAGUGGAUGAUAAAAUCAAGCCUGUUUUUGAGCAAGAAGUUCGAGAAUCGAAUUCAUCGAUUAUUAUUGCUCAUUUUCUCGGUGUGGACCAUUGCGGACACAAAUAUGGUCCAAAACAUCCCGUCAUGGCAGAUACAUUAAGAAAGAUGGACCGAAUAAUUGGUGAGACUUUGAACGGGAUGAGAGAUGAUGACCUGCUUAUGGUGAUCGGCGAUCACGGAAUGACAAUCACUGGUGAUCACGGAGGCGAUUCUGAUGAUGAAGUGAAAGCCGGAAUAUUUGUUUACGCAAAAAAUCGCGAAAUUCGCCUUCCAACGCAACCAAUAAGUCAGAUUGACAUUGUCCCCACGAUUUCAUUGCUUUUGGGUCUUCCCAUACCGUUUUCGAAUCUUGGCACCGCUAUUCUGGAAUUGUUCCCUAUCGAAAUGAGGGAGUCGGUAGUGGCGAUGAAUUACGAGCAGAUCAAAAGAUUCGCCGAAACGUAUACACUUCAAAAACGUUUCGGUGCGUUGUAUGAGGUGACGGCAAGAGAAGUGAAUUCCAUGCAAGACCAAAUUUGGGCAAUGUCGCGGAUUCAACGAACUCUUCGCGAUGCAUGGACUCAGUUUGAUGACUCCUACAUCAUUAUCGGAAAUAUUUGUUUAAUCGAAGCGAUUUUAUUCUUGCUGUCCGCUCAGAAGGUCUCAAUCGAAUGGUUCAUUGUGCGUUCUGGAUGUAUUCUAUUGCAAUGCGCGUUGUUGGUAGAUCAUUCUGAAUCAAAAGCGGCCAACACACUAUUAACGAUGGCGUUGUCGGUAUCAUGCCUUUCUUCAGCCAUAUCGCUGGUCUCACGCAAAUUACAAGAGGGCUUCAAAAUUGGCGUCGCCGAUAUUGCGUUUGUCGCCGUCGUUCUACAUUCGGUCUCACAAUUUUCCAAUAGUUUUGUGAUUUAUGAAGCGAUGGUGACACGAUACUUGAUUCAAGGAGUUCUUCUAGCCUCAACCAUCGCAAAUAUUGGAAAUUUGGCGAAAAAGAAGUCGUCGAUUUGGAGUAAUCGUUCACUCCAAUUAUUAGUUAUUUGUUUAGCGAUUCUACGAAGUGAGCCGUAUUUUCAUCGAUGUCGUGAAGAGGAGGUCGAUUGCGUUCAGCACUAUCCGGCGCAGAUUUUCAGUUCGCUCUCAGUCGAUGCCCAAUUCUGGAGGGUUCUUUUCGCCGCAAUCUCGCUGCUAGGCUUCAACUAUGGAUUCCAUAAAUAUUUUUGUUCGCCUUCAACUUGUUCAGGAUCGCUGCGAAUCCUAAGAGCACUAUCAUUUCCAAUAAUCGCUCUGAUAAGUUUCCAUUCGAUUCUGCAAGUCCUACCAAAUUCAUCGUUUCGAGCUGUCAUCACCGUUCAAAUAAUAUAUAUUGGUAGUCUUAUUUCGGUUAUCGUUGCAAUUUCGAACGGACGUUCGGGAUAUCCAUUCGCGAUUCAAUCAGCUUUAUGGCCAUGUUUUCUGAUUGUUGGCGAUGGCCAACAGCCAGCUUUAAUUCUUUAUAUCACAUUAAUUUAUUUGGCAACGAGAAUCGUUGAAAAAGAUGAACUCCCAGCACUCAUAACCCUUCUGAUUACUUAUGGCUUCUACUUCACUGGCCACUCACCGGCGAUAUCGUCGAUUCCGUGGCACGCGGCGUUUAUUGGAAUUUCGGGCAACUCGAAUUUCCGCCUAUUGUCUGGAUUGCUUGUAAUGAUCAAUUUGAACAUCUCCGCGUUGAUUUGCGCAACAUUCACCGUCCUUCUGGGGACCAUUUCAAUUCGGCGGGUUCUCGCACUGAUGGCGAUUCGAAGUCUCUUCUCCUGCUUCGCUGCCUCAGUUCAUCGCCGUCAUCUCAUGGUUUGGAAGAUUUUCGCGCCAAAGUUCAUUUUUGAAAAUGUUCUUUUUAUCUCAUUCAUUACAGUAAUCCUUCUAACAACUAUUGUGUUGAGACGCAAAAAUUUCAAACUAGUAAAACCUGAAAAGUAUAACGCAUUCGACGACGAAGAUAUUAACAAAAAGAAAAAGAACCCAGCGUAA
Messenger RNA from Caenorhabditis bovis, 2604 nucleotides. The record is from the annotation of a GenBank genome assembly. Lineage: Eukaryota; Metazoa; Nematoda; Chromadorea; Rhabditida; Rhabditidae.